UUACUUUUUUCUAGGGGUUUUCACGAUGGGAAGAGAAAAUUAGUCAAAUGUCAAAUGAAUGAAAAUAGAAAUUUAAAUUUAUAAUUUUGUCAUUAAAACUCGUUUUUAGCGUUAAUCACAAAAAUAAAUCGAAACUCAUCAAAUUUACAGACUGCACUUUUUUAGGGAUUUUUACGUCAAACGUCACAUUUUUGAGGUUAUGUCAAACGUCAAAUGUCAUCAACAAAGAACAAAAAUAGAUAUUUAAAAAUGUAAUUUUGUGAUAUAAAAUUGAGCCCUACGGUCAAAUUAGUGUACAAAAUAUGGCAGACGAAUAUUCGUCAUGGGUGGGUUUGAUUUACGUUUUUAAUUUAAUUGUGGGCACUGGUGCCCUGACCCUCCCCUCGGUGUUUGCGGGGGCUGGAUGGCUCUUAAGUACAAUUUUAGUAAGUCUUUUAGCCCUAGUCAGUUUCAUAACAGUGACUUUUGUUAUUGAAACAAUGGCUUGUGCUAACGCCACAGUCCAUUGGAGACGUGUCCAGUCUCACAAAAUUGAUGAAAGCGAAGUACCUGAUGAGAGUGAUUCCGAACCUGAAAACACAACAGAAGAAACAGCAAUUAUGAGUAUUAAUCGACGAACAAAACGCUAUUAUAAUCUAAACACAAAAGUCGAAUUAGGGGAAAUGGCCAAACUCUAUUUUAAUAAAUUAGGCCAAUUAUUGUUUUAUGUCUCACUGUGUAUUUAUUUAUACGGUGAUUUAGCUAUUUACGCCACAGCUGUUUCAAAAACAAUAGUGGACCUCACUUGUAAAACAAAUAAUAAUAACACAGAAGAUUAUAGUACUAAGUGUUCAGAAUCAUUAGAUGUUUUAAAAAUUGACAUGUAUCGUAUUUUUGUGACAAUUUUUGCGUUUUCAGUGGGUCCAUUUACUUAUUUUAAAGUUCAAAAAACGAAAUAUCUCCAGAUUGUGACCACAGGUUUGCGUUGGUCGGCUUUUAUCAUAAUGAUAACAUUGGCGGUUAUCAGAUUAUCGAAAAAUGGUCAAGAGGGGCACCCUGAUUUGGUUCAUUUGAGUGGUGUUCCUAGUUUAAUUGGCUCAAGUAUUUAUAGUUUCAUGUGCCACCAUUCAGUUCCGGGUUUGAUAGCCCCUUUUUCCAAUAAACAACAUGUGAUUAGACAAAUCGGUUUGGAUUAUUUGUCAAUUUGUUGUUUUUAUUUGUUGUUAGCCAUGACUGGAUCAUUUGCGUUUGAAACUUUGGAUGAUUUAUACACACUCAAUUUUAUUCCUACUGAAUCGGACAAUUCUGGGAUUUUUAUGGAAGUUAUUAAGUAUUUUCUGGGGGCUUUUCCUUUAUUUACCUUAUCUACGAGCUUCCCAAUUAUUGCAAUUACGCUACAAAAUAAUUUAAAGAGUCUAUUUCUUGAUAUUAAUCUCAUGGAGAGGUAUAAUUUUUUUAUUCGUAGAUUAGCUUUCCCCACUUUGGCUGUAGUUCCCCCAAUUGUGGUGGCGUUUUCCACUCAUAAUUUGAGGACUUUGGUUGCUUUCACGGGCUCUUAUGCGGGGGUUCUAAUACAGUAUAUAAUACCAGCUUGUUUGGUAUAUUUCGCUCGCCAACAUUGCACAAGAAAUAUCGGGAAUUAUGACAAUAAAUAUUCUAGUCCUUUUAGACAUGUCUUUUGGUUCAUUUUCGUGAUUGGUUGGUCGAUAUUUUGCGUUAUUUUUGUCACGGCCAAUUUUAUUAUGCAAGAAUUACAUACAAAAUGACUGAUUUUUAGAGUUACAAAUAUGUAUUUUUGUAUACAAUAUUUGAUAAAUAAAGAUGAUGUUAAUGGACUUUAUUAAAUUACAA
This is a messenger RNA of Tribolium madens (black flour beetle), 1830 nucleotides long. RefSeq names its product transmembrane protein 104 homolog. Bases 303 to 1745 code for a protein of 480 amino acids. The transcript is spliced from 3 exons. The record is from RefSeq and is a predicted model, not a curated record. Lineage: Eukaryota; Metazoa; Arthropoda; Insecta; Coleoptera; Tenebrionidae.